AUGGAUCAAUCGGCUCAGAACAAUAAGUACUCAUAUCUAUCUAUCUAUCUAUCUAUCUAUCUAUCUAUCUAUCUAUCUCAGUCUAUUCAUUUCUUUCUUUCUUUCUCAGCUUGUUCAUUAUCUAUCUAUCUAUCUAUCUAUCUAUCUAUCUAUCUAUCUAUCUAUUUCAGUCUGCUCAUUUUCUAUCUAUCUAUCUAUCUAUCUAUCUAUCUAUCUAUCUAUCUAUCUAUCUAUCUAUCUAUCUAUCUCAGUCUAUUCAUUUCUUUCUUUCUUUCUCAGCUUGUUCAUUAUCUAUCUAUUUCAGUCUGCUCAUUUUCUAUCUAUCUAUCUAUCUAUCUAUCUAUCUAUCUAUCUAUCUAUCUAUCUAUCUCAGUCUAUUCAUUUCUUUCUUUCUUUCUUUCUUUCUUUCUUUCUUUCUUUCUUUCUUUCUUUCCCAACUUGUUCAUUAUCUAUCUAUCUAUCUAUCUAUCUAUCUAUCUAUCUAUCUAUCUAUUUCAGUCUGCUCAUUAG
Molecule: messenger RNA, 510 nt
Organism: Acanthosepion pharaonis
Lineage: Eukaryota; Metazoa; Mollusca; Cephalopoda; Sepiida; Sepiidae
Source: the annotation of a GenBank genome assembly